Messenger RNA from Paramecium sonneborni, 1686 nucleotides. The record is from the annotation of a GenBank genome assembly. Lineage: Eukaryota; Ciliophora; Oligohymenophorea; Peniculida; Parameciidae.
AUGAAAUUAAAGAAAUUAUCAUCUCAAAAAGAGAAUUCCAAAUAAGAAUAAAAAAAAAGUAUAAUGAAUUUAUAAAAUAGUGAGAAGAGGAUUCAAAGCAUGUAAAUAAUGUGGAGUCUAACUUCACAUUCAUUAAAAAAUUUGUAAAAAUUGUAAUCAUGAGAAUACAUUUAUUAAUAAAGAUUCACAUAAAUAAUCUAAAAAUAAUACUAUAGAUUUUUAUAAGUAGAUAAAUGAAAAUAAAGCUGAGUGUAAUUUUUAAAAAUUUAAUUAUAGAAAAUAUUGAAAAAAAAAAAUUAAAAAAGAUUCCUCAGAAACUUAUGGCACGUAUUCAUGUAUUUAAGAAAUCCUUUUUAUAUAAUAAUGAAAGUAAUUUAGAUAAAAACCUAUUAAAAACUUUCUAAAAUAAUUCAAUUAAUUAAGACAAUAUUGAUUUAACAUAAAGAUGUGAAUUUAAAUUAAACAAAAAACAAAUAAUUGUUGAUUCUGUAGCUGUUGAAAGUGGUCAAUUUUUCAAAUUAGAAAAGGGUUAUUUACUGUAUUUUGGUUAUUCUUUAAUUAAUAUAGUAAUAAAUAAAGGUGUAAUUAUAGCAAGUAUCUAAAUGAAUUUAUAUGAGAAUCAAUAGUUUAGUUAAUUACAUUUAUAUGGUAAGUCUUAUAAUGGCGUAGGAUUAUUGGCAAUAAUAUAGAAAUAAAAAAUUCGAUAUAUGCAUCAUGAGGAAGGUGCAAUUAGUUAAAUUAAAUUCUAUCCAUAAUCUAUAACAACAAUUGGAACUAUUAAUGCAAAUGGUAGUUUUACCUAUCUUUCUUUGUUAAAUACAUUCUCAGAUGAAUUGAAAAUAAUAUGUAAGAUUGAAAUUCCUGAUUAAAUUUUGAAUUGUUUUGAUUGGUGUCCCAGUAUUGAAUCUAAAAUAUCUAUUGGAGAUCAAGAGGGAAACAUUUAUAUCAUUGAAAUAUAGGGUGAAAAUUAUAAAAUCAUAAAUUUUCUUGAAUCAUACCACAUGGGAAUAAUAAAAGAUCUUUAGUAUUAUAUUCAUAAUGAUAACAACUCUCCUUUAUUAUUAAGUGGUGGGUAUGAUGGGAAUAUUAAAAUAAUUAAUCCUUCUAACUCUCAAGAGAUAUUUAACAGACAUAUUACAUCUAAGGGAAUCUCAUAAGUAAAAUGGGAUAAUGGUGGUAAAUUUAUAUUAUGUAUCAACGAUGAUCCAAAUUAAAAAGCUCUCAUGUUCUGUUUCUUUUCUACAAUUAAGAAAAAUUCCAUUCAAGUAUUAUAAAAUGUUGAAAAAAGACUAAUUUAACCAUUAACUGGUGAUGAUGAGACUCAAGUAAAUUUAUUUUAUAUGUAGACUUGUGCAUUUAAUCCUUACCAUCAUAAAAUAUACUUUGCCUCAUAAAAUGGUACAAUUUAUGGAGCUGAUAUAGAAUAAAUUAGAAAGUAAGCCAUAAAAAAAGAGAAAAAAUAAACUUAUCAAUCUACAAUAGUUCAUUUUGGUUAAGUUCUUUUAGAAAAUAACACAAUUUCAUAUAUUACUUAAAAAAAUUCAGUAAAUUAUAAAUAAACAAUCUAAGUAUAUUUUACAUACAUUUUAGUAAUAUGAUUGGAGUUAAGGUUAUCAUUUUAUAGAUAUAGAUGAAUAAGGAAAUUUAAUCUUAGGAAACAUUCUUGGAGUAUUAAUUAUGUUAUGA